Molecule: messenger RNA, 1528 nt
Organism: Nymphaea colorata (pocket water lily)
Lineage: Eukaryota; Viridiplantae; Streptophyta; Magnoliopsida; Nymphaeales; Nymphaeaceae
Product: N-(5'-phosphoribosyl)anthranilate isomerase 1, chloroplastic-like
Exons: 5
Coding region: 481-1401 (306 amino acids)
Biological process (GO): L-tryptophan biosynthetic process
Molecular function (GO): phosphoribosylanthranilate isomerase activity
Source: RefSeq, a predicted model, not a curated record
GAAGCGGCACUGGCGUUUGAACUGAUGACCAUAACAACUUGGCCGUUCAGCUCCUGCCAAAAUUGCAGCCUAAUGAGCGCGGGAGUCGAUUUUUUUUCGUCCUUAAGCGGUACCGGGAAUCUACUGCGUGCCGCGUCUCCGUCCAUUCCCUCCGGCGGACUGCCCACACGGGCCGUUCAAUUUUAACGGGAGAUUCAAGCAGAGCCCGGUCACCGACCCAGGCAGCUGCUUCAUUCAGUCUCGAUGCAGCUUCAUUUCAUUGCAGUUCCAAACAAUGGCGUGAAGCUUCGAGCUUGAGGAGUGCCGCUAUCGUCCGACGUUCUUGACUCCUUGAGGAGUCCCACCAUCGCCACAGCGUGACUCUCUCUCUCUCUCUCUCUCUCUCUCUCUCUCUCUCUCGCACAAGGAAAUUCCCGUUGUUGCCCACCAGCUGUCUUUCGCGGCAGGUAAUUUGGCCAGGCUCUCAUAAUCUGCUGGUAAAUGGACGCGAUGGGCUUCAAUCCUACUGUACCAUGGAGGUACUUCUGUGAAGGGUUCUCCCUCCAAUCUCAUGAGGCCCUCAAUCAGAAGAGACUUCCAUCUUGGAAAUUGGAGGCUGCCUUCCGAUCGGAUGCACGGCUUCGGCAGUGUGCUGCCUUUAUAGUACCUCAAAACAGAAGAGUUCAACUCACCAGAAUUAGAAGCCAUUUGCAGAAGAGAAGCAAGCAAACAGUUGCUCAACACGUUGGGUCUGGUGAAGAGAAUCUUGACACAAAUUCUCCAUUGGUUAAGAUGUGUGGCAUUACUUCUGCCAGGGAUGCAGAAAUUGCUGCAAAAGCAGGUGCUAAUUUCAUAGGGAUGAUAAUUUGGCCCAAUUCAAAACGUUCUGUAUCAAUCCAAGUGGCAUCAGAUAUUGCAAAGGCUGCAAGAGAAUACGGGGCAGAGCCAGUUGGUGUAUUUGUUGAUGAGGAUUCAGAUACAAUAUUGAGAUACUCUGAUGCAUCAGACAUUGAGAUUGUCCAGCUACAUGGAGAUGGUGCACGUGCUGCUCUUCCCUGUUUACUCCAAUGGUGCCGGGUAGUAUAUGUUCUGCAUGCUGAUGAAACUGGAAAGCUCAUAACAGGAACGCCAGAUGAUGAAUCCCUUGCUUCAGUUGAUUGGGUUCUGGUAGAUAGUGUUCAAGGUGGCAGUGGUAAAGGUUUUGACUGGGGAAAGUUUAAACUGCCUUCGAUUCAAAGUAAGCACGGCUGGCUGUUGGCAGGAGGCCUUAACCCAGACAAUGUUCGUCAAGCUAUUGAAAUUCUGAAACCUCAAGGGGUCGAUGUGAGCAGUGGUAUAUGUGCUUCAGAUGGACUUGCGAAAGACCUGAAAAAAAUAUCUGCCUUCAUGCAAAACGCAAGGACUGCGUGCUCAAUGACAUAGUCUCAGAAGCAGAAGGCAUCUUAAGAUUGUCUAGAAUUAGACCUGCCAAUGUUAAUGUACGAACAGAAUCCCCGGAAUGUUGCCAACAUCAGAUCUGAAAAACAUUGUGAAUGAAUUGAUUUUGAUA